GCCAGCGUUCCCACAGCACCCGAUUGAUGCUGAUCGUCAGAUCCGGUCUAUUGCGGCGGGCUAGGCUGCGACAAACAAGGCCGUUGAAUACCAAGACAAAUCAGUGCGGCAUGUUUGCGUCUGGCUUUGAAAGAUACCGCCUUGUGUUGUGAUCCCUUAGAUUUGCCGUCAUCGCUCUUGCACCGUCUCACUCGUCUUUUUGGUUGUACUAACUUUUGGACAUCGGCGCGCCCAUCAACGCGAUCCGCUUUUCCGGUCUAGCUUCUUCUAGCUCCUUUGCUGACGUCUUCAGUCGACUGCCGAUAUUGAAGCAAGGAAUAAAUCACAAAAGCACCACCCCCCGCCUCCGACCAUUGAACGCGACAACUUCCAUCAAAUCAAAUCAAAUCUCAUUUGGUUCUGUCCUACGUACCCUAUCCGGACAAAUCCUGCAUCAGCCAAAUUCUACCCGCGCAAGCAGUCGCAUACUAGUCGCACACCUCAACCCGAAGAAACCGUCCCUUUGACGGCGACGUCCCCCUCUUCACACUACCGGACUUAAAUCAAGUCAAUUCUCGACCGAGCCUUCAUAAUGCAUCGCACGUUCUCCAUGCGCCAUUCCAGGGCGCCCACUGCAUCCCAGUUGCAGAACCCUCCGCCGCCUCCUUCAAGCACCAAAUCAGGCCGUAUAUUUGGGCGCGGCGCAUUCGGCCAUGCACUUCGCAGGAACGCAGCAGGCGCCUUCGGGCCUGACCUGGCUAAGAAGCUGUCGCAGCUGGUAAAGAUGGAGAAGAACGUUAUGCGCAGCCUAGAGCAAGUCGCCAGAGAGCGCAUGGAGGUGGCUCAACAACUAUCACUCUGGGGCGAGCAUGGCGACGAGGAUGUUUCAGAUGUGACCGACAAACUAGGCGUGCUUCUAUACGAGAUUGGCGAGCUUGAGGAUCAAUACGUCGAUCGCUAUGACCAAUACCGCCUGACUAUGAAGAGUAUCAGGAAUAUUGAGGCCUCAGUCCAGCCAAGUCGAGACCGCAAGCAAAAAAUCACCGACCAAAUCGCUCACCUCAAAUACAAGGAGCCCAACUCGCCCAAGAUUGUUGUUCUAGAGCAGGAACUUGUGCGUGCCGAGGCCGAGUCCCUGGUCGCUGAGGCCCAGUUGUCCAACAUCACCCGCGAAAAGAUUAAGGCCGCAUACGCAUACCAAUUCGAUGCCCUACGCGAGCACUCGGAAAAGGUUGCCAUCAUCGCCGGCUACGGAAAGCAUCUACUCGAGCUCAUCGACGACACACCAGUCACACCUGGAGAGACCCGUGCAGCCUAUGACGGCUACGAAGCGAGCAAGGCUAUCAUUCAGGACUGCGAAGAUGCACUCACCGGCUGGGUAACGCAGAACGCCGCCGUGAGCUCCAAGCUAUCGACCCGUGCACGAACAUUGUCGACGCGCAGGCGCAACCAUAUCAAGGCGCGUGCUGAAGGCGGCCAUGACCUGUCGGCACAGGAUGCUCCGCUCAACGAACAGGGUUCCUGGGUCCAGGGCUCAAACGUCCGUGGCCAAGACGAAUUUGACGAUGAUGAGGACGAGCUCGAGGAUGAACGUGAUAGCUCCAUCCUCGACAGCGAGAAUGGUCUUAAUGGCGAGCGCGAGCGUCGUGGAAGGUCCCAGGAAGCCGUUCUUGCCUAAUUGACCUAGAUGAAGGCUUAAAAACGCAAAUUCAAACGUGAUCAUGAUACGAGGCAGAGGUCCUCCUUUCGUUCAUCAUAAUAGGUAAUGAUCAAGCUAGGUGAUGACAGGAAUGGGCGUCAAAACAGCAGCUCAUGAGGAUGCUAGUUUGAUUCUCAGCGUUUUUUGUUUCUUGAUGAGAUAUAGUUCGAGGGUGUCAUCAUUAGGGGGGUAAAUGCAAGGUGCUGAUGGAUUGCUUUGCUUUUGUUGUUUUUGAUUUCGGUUGGAAUCGCUCCUAUCUUUUUAUCAACUUUAAAUGUUCUUCAUUAGUGUCUACCUGCAUAGGGUAAUUAUAUUAUUAGUCGUCAAGCGUAUUGUGUCUUCCUCAAACAGAAGCGUUGGUCAUCACUGA
Pyricularia oryzae 70-15 is the source of this 2048-nucleotide messenger RNA. Its product is annotated as sphingolipid long chain base-responsive protein LSP1. The transcript is spliced from 5 exons. The record is from RefSeq and is a predicted model, not a curated record. Bases 572 to 1657 code for a protein of 361 amino acids. Lineage: Eukaryota; Fungi; Ascomycota; Sordariomycetes; Magnaporthales; Pyriculariaceae. Gene Ontology annotation, biological process: endocytosis; negative regulation of protein kinase activity; eisosome assembly. Gene Ontology annotation, cellular component: eisosome filament; plasma membrane. Gene Ontology annotation, molecular function: lipid binding.